Molecule: messenger RNA, 1992 nt
Organism: Plasmodium malariae
Lineage: Eukaryota; Apicomplexa; Aconoidasida; Haemosporida; Plasmodiidae
Product: AAA family ATPase, putative
Exons: 1
Coding region: 1-1992 (663 amino acids)
Molecular function (GO): ATP binding; ATP hydrolysis activity
Source: RefSeq, a predicted model, not a curated record
AUGAAUGGCAUUAGCAGCGCUAUUGAGAAAGAAGUAAUUUACUACCAAAUACUGGAAGAGGAGAAGGAGUGUUUCCACGAUAUUUUACUUAACGAUAUAUGGGAUACCUGUGAAGAUACCGAAAAUGAAGGAAGUGAAAAUAACUACCAAAUAGAUGCGAAUAAUUUCAUCUUUUCAAAUAUACCCAAUAACAUAUUUGAAAAUUACGAAGAGGAUGAAACAUACAAUAAAGUGGUUAACUUACUGAACAAUACAGAAACGAAUAAUGUAGAUAAAAAAAUUGAAGAGAAUGAUAACUUUAUUAGUGGUAUAACAAGUAUAGAUAUAAAAAAUUAUAUGACCUUUGAUCCAAUGUUCAUUAAAAUUUAUCAUGAAAGGAGGAAUAUAGUAAGUGGUACAGCACAUAACACAGCAAAUAGUAACUCCUAUAAUGUAAAAGAAAAUUUUUCCAAUGAAGAGGAACAGAAUGAACAACUAACAAAUCAGAGAAAAUUAAAUAACGAAAUAGUAGCACCUGACGAAAGUGACGAUGAAAUAUACACUCCAAAAGCGCUCAAGUUGAAAAAGAAAAAAAAAAGUUAUCUGUCUGACGAUACGGAGAAUAUAACCAGUAUCUCAACGAAGAAAAUUAUACAGAAAAAAGGAGAGUAUUCAUCUGAUGAUAGGGAGUUGCAGGAGGGGGAAAAAAAGAAAAAGAAGAAGAAGGGCAACUAUUAUGGAGGUGCUUAUCACAAUACUGAUGAAGAUAAAGAUGAUGAUGGUUCGGAUGACCUCCCUAGCACCAAUGUGUCAAAGAAGAAGGGUGCCUUCUCAAACGCAUUGGACGUUUUGGUUAAGAGAAAAAACGAAAAGAAUGAAGAGGCAAUAAAAGCAUUCAACUAUAUCAAUUUAAAAAAAAGGAAUAGAAAUAAUGUGUUAAAGAGUGGAAAUAGUAACAACAAUGAUGGUAAUAAUAAUAAUGAGAACUCGAAGAGUGCAAGUCGAAAUGACAAGAGAGAUGAAAAAAGAAAAAAUUGUAGAAAAAAUAUGGAUGAUUCAAAGGAUAUGGGUGAAGAAGUGCCUGAACAAUAUAUGCAUCUAAUUGAACAGGGGUUGGAUGUAAAUGUGGUUAGAUAUGCUUUGAGUAUGAAAAUAAAUUCAAAUGAACAAGUAAAAGAAACAGAUAUAAUUGGUUUACACGAUAUAAAAAAAAUUAUAAAAGAUAAAAUUGUGAAUGUUAUAUUAAGACCAGAUUUAUUUACUGGUUUAAAUAGAGCAGCUAAAGGAAUUUUAUUAUUUGGUCCACCAGGGACAGGUAAAACAAUGAUAGCAAAAUGGGUAGCUUCUUCAUGUAAAUGCUCUUUUUAUAAUGUAAAUACAUCUUCUCUAUUUAGUAAAUAUAUUGGUGAAACUGAGAAAAUUGUUACUAGUUUAUUUAAAUGUGCAGAAGUGGAUAAUCCUUCAAUUUUAUUUUUUGAUGAAAUUGAUUCUUUCCUUGGUAUGAGGAAAAAAGAUGAAGAUGAUACAACUAUAAGAAUUAAAAAUCAAUUAUUACAAAUGAUAGAUGGUAUUAAUACAAAAAAAGAUGUUAUGAUUGUUAUUAUUGGAGCAACUAAUAGACCUGAUAUGAUAGAUGAUGCAGCUUUGAGACGAUUCAAUAAAAGAGUAUAUAUACCUCUUCCAGAUUUACAAGCAAGAAAGGAUCAAAUACGUUAUAUUUUAUCAAAACAUACACAUUCAGGAUUUAAACUUACUGAACAAGAAUUAGACAAUAUUUCUCAUAAACUAGUAAAUUGGAAUGGUAGUGAUAUUUAUCAUUUAUGUUCAAAGUGCUAUGAAUAUGUUUAUGAUGAUGCUGUAGAAAAAUAUAAUGGUAUACAGAACAUACCCAACACUUCUAUAUUCAGAGCUAUUAAAUAUGACGACUUUAUUAAAGCACUCAAACAGGUUAACACCUCUUAUAAAAAUGUAUUCGAUUACGACGAAUGGAGUAAAAUGCACAGUUCGCUGUAG